Molecule: messenger RNA, 785 nt
Organism: Nomia melanderi (Alkali bee)
Lineage: Eukaryota; Metazoa; Arthropoda; Insecta; Hymenoptera; Halictidae
Product: dTTP/UTP pyrophosphatase
Molecular function (GO): nucleoside triphosphate diphosphatase activity
Source: RefSeq, a predicted model, not a curated record
AUCUAGAAAGAUUACCUAGACAUCAAAACAAAUGAUAAAGUGAAGAAUAGUGUGGAAAAUAGAAUUCAUAAAUAUAAAAGAAAUACUAAUCUUAUAAACAUUAAAGCAUAUUCUUAAAGGUCAUCUUUUAAGUCUAUUUAACAUCCUAAAUAAUGUUAGAACAAACAAUGCAAGCUUUAUCAACAAGUAGAGUCAUUUUAGCUAGUGGUUCUCCUAGGCGACAUGAGAUAAUAAACAAAUUGGGUAUAAAUGCAGAAGUAGUACCUUCAACUUAUGAUGAAAACUUAGAUAUAUCCGCAUAUAAGAAUUACGGAAAAUAUGUUCAGGAUUUAGCAAAAUAUAAAGUACAAGAAGUAUUCAACAGAUUAAAAGAAGAUAUUGUACCACCUUCUUUAAUAAUUGGUGCAGACACUAUGGUUGCAAUGGGUGAUGUAAUUUAUGGAAAACCAAAAAAUAAGACGCAUGCAUUUGAAAUGUUAUCAAGUCUAGCAGGAAAAGAACAUACAGUUUAUACGGGUGUAUGUUUAAAAACACCUAAGACAGAAAAAAAUUUUUAUCAAUCUACAAAAGUAACAUUUGGAAAUAUAUCAGCAGAGCAAAUAGAAACAUAUAUUAAAUCUGGAGAACCUUUUGAUAAGGCUGGAGGAUAUGGUGUGCAAGAUAUGGGUGGUUGCUUUAUUGAAAAAAUAAAUGGUGACUUUUAUACUGUAAUGGGUAUGCCAUUAUAUUCGUUAACAAAGCAUUUGAAUGAAAUUUUCUCCAACAAUUAAUAUUUUAAUUUGUUA